Molecule: messenger RNA, 1329 nt
Organism: Parnassius mnemosyne (clouded apollo)
Lineage: Eukaryota; Metazoa; Arthropoda; Insecta; Lepidoptera; Papilionidae
Source: the annotation of a GenBank genome assembly
AUGUCUUCGAUUGAAAAAAAACCAAUGUUUCGGGAUCUCACAGCAGAGGAUCCAGAACCUGAGGUUACCGAAAUAGAGUCGUUAUGUAUGAACUGCCAUGCAAACGGCGUAACCCGGCUCCUCUUAACUCGCAUCCCACACUAUAAAAAUGUGGUGCUUAUGUCGUUCAGUUGUGAGCGUUGCGGCUAUGAGAAUAAUGAGAUUCAACCUGGAGGAGCGUUUGCCGAGCUAGGGGUGAGAUGGAAGCUACAGGUAGAAAACCCGAUAGAUUUAAACCGUCAAGUGGUUAAGAGUGACUAUACCAGUGUUAAAAUACCGGAACUUGACUUUGAAAUACCUGUACAGAGUCAGAAAGGAGAGGUCACCACAGUGGAAGGUAUCCUCGCUCGAGCUAUAUCGGGGCUUAUGCAGGACCAGGAAGCUAGGAAAAUGGAGCAUCCCGAGGCCGCUGCGAAGAUUGAAGCUUUUGUGGGACGUUUGCAAGCGCUUAAAACUCUAGACACCCCGUGGACAUUAGAACUUGAAGAUAUUAGUGGUAACUGCUACAUAGAGAAUCCAGAAGCACCGAGCAAGGAUCCGCGCUGCGAACGGACCGACUUCAAAAGGACCAAAGAGCAGGAUCAUGUUCUCGGCAUAUUUACUUCGAAUGAGGUCAAUGAAGCGACCAACGGUGAUGCGGCUCAAACCGUCCCGGAGAUCGGAUCGUACGACAGGAUGGUCACCGACGAGGUGCUGCAGUUCAGAACCAACUGUCCCGACUGCAACGCUCCCGCUGAUACCAACAUGAAGUUGACAAAGAUCCCGCAUUUCAAAGAAGUGGUGAUCAUGUGCACAAUUUGCGAGGCGUGCGGCCACCGGACGAACGAGGUGAAGUCCGGUAGUGGGAUAGAAGACAAGGGAGUGAAGUACGAAGUAAGGAUAGCUAGCAAGGACGACUUCUCCAGGGACAUCCUGAAGUCGGAAACGUGCAGCAUGCAAAUCCCGGAGCUGGACAUGGAUGUGGGGGGUCGCGCUCUAGGGGGCCGGUUCACAACCACCGAGGGCUUGCUGCAGGCCGCGGCACAUCAGCUGAAGAAUGGUGUGAUAGGGGAUGCGCCGGCUUUGGCGCAGGAGAAAUUGGAGGGAUUCCUGCAGAAGCUGGACGAGGUGCUGGAAGGCAAGAGGGCGGUGACAUUGAUCUUGGAUGAUCCAGCUGGAAACUCCUAUGUGCAGAGUCUGUCGGAUGACCCGAGCCAACCUGAUGAUGGUCUGAAAAUACACCGCUACGAGAGAACAUAUGAACAGAACGAUGAGUUGGGACUCAACGACAUGAAGACCGAAGGAUAUUAA